GAAUAUAAAGUUAUAUGGCGUGAGUGCUAAAGCUCUUUAACUACGCACAAAGUCUUCAUUAGCUGUAAUUAAAAUAUAGCGACCACCAAGUAAAUAGCGGCAAUAAAAACAGCGAAGAAGAGAUGAGCAGCAGCGAAAAAUCCAACAAAAGUUGAGAUGUGGAUCGAAAUUGGUGCUUUUAUGAUCGGUAAUAAAGUGCAAAUUUUUUAAAAUAGCCACAGAUAAUAUUCUGCCGUGAGAUUUAUUGCCCUCAGCAGCAUCACAAGCCAACAACCUUGCACAUCAACAUUUUUACAACAACUAUUUGUGGAUAGCUCAACCUCUCUGUGAAAAAAUUAUUGGUAAAUUAAGCAUACUUUCCAAUUUGGUGUAGCGGACUUUCUUUGAAAUGAAUAUUUCACUAGAAAUUUUAAUAUAAAAACCUAAACAUCAAACGCUGGCAGCUCAAAAGACGUUAAGUAAAACGAGAUGAAGUUUGCGCUGACACUAGUUACUUUAAGCGUCCUACUCAACGAGCUGGUGGCUGAGGAGGUGAAGGAGUCGCGUUAUAUUGAUGAAAAUGCACUUAAGGCGAUUUUAGAUCUCACACGCCAAACGAAGACCACAAACCCGGCGACUGGACUAAAGCCACAAUAUCCCUACCUCUCACAGAAGGAGAAGUUAACGCUGCAAGGCGAAAGACAAACGCACUAUCCAUUGCAACCGCUUCAUGUUGAGUUUGCUUUACUACCAAAAACAGACGUGACACAGCAGCCGCGCCCCAUUACGCAAAGCAAAGAUAAACUCGUCGAUGUGAAACCCAUCUAUAUACCGUAUGCUUUGAAAAAUCAACCAGCAUUUACGCAAGCCGCAUUCGAAGCAUUAACGGGCUUGCAAGCCCACGCCGAACAAUCCAAACCGUACUAUGUGACGAGCUAUCCGUUAGGCAAUCCUUCAGUCGAACAAACAAAGAUGCCCGCAUUUUAUGCCGCUUAUCCAACUAUUCAAGAACACAAACCUACUUCGUUACAUGGCAGCGUCGCUUUGGAGCAUAAGCAGCCCGCGUAUCAGACGUUCCCUAAUCUUUUUGCAUACGCCAGUCAAGCGCCACAUCAGCUAGCAUAUCAGCAACCUUAUCAACGGUAUGCCGCUGCCGUCAGCUCACCUUCGUAUAUCAUUAUCAAUCCAACAAAUUAUCCGAGCUAUCAUUAUUACACCGCUUCCAAUUAUACCUACCCACGUGGUGUUGCAUUGCCAGGUGAAGUAAUGGAGUUCGUAGAGGCUGAAGAGAAUGCACCAGAUUUCAUCAAAGAUUUGCGCUCGGAAAAUGUACAACAGCUCCAACCAUCCAGUGACGGCUCAUCUGCUGAAACCGAAGCCGUUUUUAGCAAUUUGCCACACACGCUUACAAAUGACGAACGCCUCUUGGCGCAGGCUCUAUUAGAGCAGUCGCGUCAACCUGACAAUUCGAACCCUUUGUUGGAGUUGCUAAAACGUGAACAGUUGAAGCGUCGCAUGCAGGAACAGGUGGCCGCUUUUUAUUUCAGAAACUAUAAUGUUAAUAAAAAGUGAGGAUUUUCAGAUGCAAAAUAAAUAAAAGAAUGUUGAAUACAA
This is a messenger RNA of Bactrocera oleae (olive fruit fly), 1593 nucleotides long. Lineage: Eukaryota; Metazoa; Arthropoda; Insecta; Diptera; Tephritidae. The record is from RefSeq and is a predicted model, not a curated record.